AUAAUGCCUCGGGGAACGGUUCCUCAAAUAGUUCGGCGACCUCGGCAGUCCACCAACACUCCGUUGCGAAUGCUGAAACGUCCGAUUUCCGUAUGGAAGCAUUUGUACAUUCUCUCACAGCACGGGUUCGCAGAAGACAGUAUUCUCCUCUACGAAAUAACUAAUCAAAGCACAAGCUCCAAUCGUUGGAUAGUUCCAGACAAUGAGCAAGAUUUUGCGACUUACCAAAAAAUUGCUGAGUUUUACGAGAAAACGAAAAGAUACGCGCAGGCGGGAGCAAUAUUAAAAUCGAUAAUUCAAACAUUCCGUAACGAACGACCGUUUUCCUACCCAAGUUGUUCAACAUAUAUGCCUCAAGAUGACCGCAGAGAAGACACCGAUGAGGAGCUAAAAUUGAAAGAUUACACAUGGUUCUGCUAUUACAGCAUUUUGCAAAAGUCCAACAAGCUUAAAGAGGCAUAUGAAGCGCUCAAGCACAUACGGGGUCCACAAAUGAAGUCACGCCGAGACGUUGAAAUUCCACGUCUCGUUCGUCGAAUUAAGAAUCAAGAGGAAUCGGAUCUUCUCGUGCCGGAAACAUGGAAAGCAGACCUUCCUGAUGAAAACAGCGCCCGAAUAUGCUCUUCAUCACUGGGCCCAGUGCUCUCACUGCUCAAGAAGAAUAAGGCCGAUUCGACGCUAGUCAAGCGUUUUUCAGAGCAAUUCACUGGUACCGAACGCAACGACGUGUACUGGUGGCUGAAAUCGGCUGAAGCCGUCGGCAAUUACCGAAUCUACGAUGCGAUUGCUUGUCUCAAACGAAUGUCACAUCAGAAUCCACGUGUGCUCACCGAAAUGGCUCGGCUUAACUAUCAAAUCGAUAAAAAAGACGAAGCGAGGCGGCUAUUACGUACCGCGCAUAAUAACGACAGCCUCUGGAUAGACGGAAUGGAUCUUCUCGCGUUUUUGUGCAUUGGGGAUUUCACCCAACACGCCGCACUAAUCGAGAAUCUAGCGACCACAUUGAAUCGAGAAUGGCCACAUCGUGCGGAAACAUGCACAGUUAAUGGAUUUAUGGCUCAGCAAAUUGACACGGAGCUCGCGUGGAGUUUUGCGGAACGAGCCAGGAAAAUGGUGUUUCCGGGCACUGAACAAUACGUUUUUGCCGUCCAUUUGCGCGCCUAUGUGCUCAGAACGAUGGAGUUGAAGUCGCGAGGAGCCGAUGUGGAAAGAUAUCGGAACCAAGCGCACCGUAUUCUUCUUGAAGCCGUCGAAUCGAUGCCAAAUAAUACGGAUUUGGGUGUUUUAUACGUGGAUACCCUGCUCGAAGACGAGGACAGCGGACACCGUGAGGCAAAGAUCUUCGCCACAAGAUUCCUGCACGACAAUCAGAAUAAUGUUCAAGCAAAGCUCCUGAAAGUGCAUGUUCUCGUAAACGGAGUAAGCCGAAAUCCCGACGCAAAUCACACGAAAGAGCUCUUUCAACUGCUGGAGGACGUUAUCACGGAGCAUCCACACAUUCUCGCGGCCUACUGUUUCCUGCUCAACGAGUACGCGAGGCUUAAGAACAGCGACAAGUGCAACGAGAUUUUGGAGAAGCUCACCGCGGCGAGACCCUUGAUUUCACAGGGAAAAACACAUAAAUUCCAUAAAAUGAAAGCGGAUUAUUUGCUGAAAACGAGAGAUGUUAUACCGGCUUAUGAGCAUUUGAUGGCGGCUUUUGCCACUGGAGCAAUGGUUGAUCAGGCUAUGAUUGCCAACUACGAAUCGGAAUUUCUGUCGACAAAAGCCGUCGCCGGUGAUUAUGGAAAUCUCGCGUUUUUGGAUCCGAUACUACCCGAACGACCAUGCAGCUCAAUUACAACAGUCCAGCAAUCGCCGUCGGCUCUUCAAGAAGUUGUAAAUGUUCAUGAGAAUGCACAAGAUUCGUCAGAAGGAGAAGAUGAAGAAGACGAAGAGGAAGAAGAGGAGAUGUUGGUUGCUGUGGCUCCGUGAAUUAUCAUCAUCAUGAGAAUUUCGUCCAGUCGCCCAACAAAAACCACGCGCCGCUAUAUAUUGUGAUAUAUAAUUUAUUUUUGACAUUUUUCAGUUUUUUUCUCGAAAUUUCUUAUUUUUCCAAAGUAGGCUUUAUCUUGUUAGAAAUUAUAAUUAUCAUGUGAAUUUCUCCCCCAUUUUCUAGUUUUUUUUUUCAAAAAUUGAUUUUUGGCUGAAAUUUUCUCAACAAAAAAAAAACUGAACUUAUCAAAGAAUUUUCAGAUUUUCAAAAUUCCGUAAAAAAUCGAAAUUUUCAGCUGAAAAUUUUUAAAAAUUUUUUUCGAAAAAAAAUUAGAAAAAUCCAAUUUCACUAAUUUUAGCAUUUUCCAAUGAUUUCGAACCAGUUUUGGCAAAAAAAAAAUUGGAAAUCUUUCAAUUUUGACCGAAAAUUUUCUUUUUAUUCAAGGAAAUUCAAAAUUUCAAAAUUUUUCAGCCUAAAAUUUUGGGCUGAAAAAACCUGAAAUUUUACGAAUUUUUGAAUUUCCAGAAAAAAUUUUCGUGGACUUUUCUAAAAAUUAGUUUGCCACUUUUAUUCCAAUAUUUUUAAAAUUUUAUUCAAUUAUCCCCCCCCCCCCCCCCCCCCCCCCACUCUCUCUGAAAAUAUGCGUGUAUCAUGUGAAUUUCCUUCUUCCUCCCGCCAACCAAUCCCCACGAUAUUUGAAAUGUAUUUCUAUAAUUUGUUUGUGUAUAUUUCGGCGGAUUAAAUACUAUUCUUUUAAACAUAUAUUGCAAUAUACUAGGGAUUCUAUCGUUUGAAAUGAAUGUUUGUUGUGGC
Messenger RNA from Caenorhabditis elegans, 2788 nucleotides. It is a transcript of the gene Y41D4B.4, whose product is annotated as TPR-like protein. The coding region runs from base 4 to 1974 and encodes 656 amino acids. Lineage: Eukaryota; Metazoa; Nematoda; Chromadorea; Rhabditida; Rhabditidae. The transcript is spliced from 9 exons. The record is from RefSeq and is marked reviewed.